UCAUGCCAGGAACCUUACCCGAAAAUCCUCGAACCUUGAAUUGGAAACCGACAAUCCCUUUUAAAAUUCGAGAGAAAAAUUUUUUUUUAAUUUUUCAGAAAGAAAAUACUAACAAUUUCCCACACGAACCUUCUUUUUCAACUAACAAUUUAACUUCACAUUCAUUAAAUCAACAACAAAAAUCAUUAUCUUCAUCAUUUAUUUCACCUCCAUCAACACUUGUAUCUUCACAAAAUUUUACUAAAAAUCAACAAGACGAACCUUCAAUUAAUUUUGAUAUAUUUUCUUCAACAAAAAUUAAUUUAAAUGAAGAGCAAAAACAACAACAACAAGGACCUUCUUUAGAUUUUCUUGCAGAAUUUUUACCUCCACCAACAUCCUCCUCAAUAUCUUCACAAAAACAACAACAAAAACAAUCCUUUAAUUCUUCAUCAUUUCCAUCAUUACCAAUUCCUCCUCCAAAUAAUAAUUUUAUUCCAAUACAAAGAAAGAAUCCAACAACUAAUAAUAAUGAUCCUUUUAAUUUUUUAAUAAAUCAACAAUUAAAAGAAGAAAAUGUUAAAAAAGAAGAUAAUGGUUGUUCUUCAAAUAAUGGUGGUGGGGGUGAUCAAUUUACUUUUUUAUUUAAAUAAAUUUUUAUUUUUUGUCUGUAAAUUAUACCAGGGAUGUUUUACGGGUUAUCCAAAACUCUACUCAACUUUUCCCCUCUUAAUCUCCUAAAUGACUCGACCUGAGAUUUUUUCGACCCGAUCCGAAUAAAUUUUUGAAGACCCGACCCGACUUUUUUUCAACCUGUGGCAUCCCUGAAUUAUACGAGUUAAUUAUGAAAU
Molecule: messenger RNA, 830 nt
Organism: Meloidogyne enterolobii
Lineage: Eukaryota; Metazoa; Nematoda; Chromadorea; Rhabditida; Meloidogynidae
Source: the annotation of a GenBank genome assembly